Molecule: messenger RNA, 2824 nt
Organism: Orussus abietinus
Lineage: Eukaryota; Metazoa; Arthropoda; Insecta; Hymenoptera; Orussidae
Product: zinc finger protein 568
Exons: 6
Coding region: 141-2543 (800 amino acids)
Cellular component (GO): nucleus
Molecular function (GO): zinc ion binding
Source: RefSeq, a predicted model, not a curated record
UCCUUUUAAUAUUAUCUUUAUGAUCUAACCUCACGUAGCCUAAUCUAACCCUACGUGUGCACUCGUAAAUUCAACUAUGUUUGCCAGCGUUCGAUGUUAUUUUUUUCAUUGAAAAGAAAGGUGGACGUGUUCAGCAUAAAAUGUCCCUUAAAAAGUGUGCUGCAAGAACAUGUUUCAAUAUGGAAGCCUCUACACCCGGUGUAACAUUUUUCAGCUUUCCUAAAGAUGAAAUAUUAAACAAUUUUAAAGGACAUACGAUCGAACGAUCUGAUAUACUAAAACGAAAAAAUAAUACCAAAGAUCUAACGAGCUCGAAGAGCAAUGUACUGGUCAAUGUGCAAAAUGAAAGUACAGAAAGAAGAUACAACCGUGAAUACAAAUACAUUCCAAGAAUUGUUUCAAAUUCCAUAAGCGACGAGGAAGACUUAACGAUAUCUUUGAGAGUCGAUGACCUUGAUAUUAAGGAAGACGGACAAAAGAUCCAUAAGCUAUGUCGUUUAUGUGCAACUCUUGUACCACUUGACAUGCUUAAUUGUAUUUACAGUUCCCGCCUUGACAUUAAAAUCAAUAGAUUAUUGCCAAGAAUGGCAUAUAAGAACGACGGUUUACCAGAAGAUGCAUGUGAAUCCUGUGCAGAAAAGCUAGCAAUGUGUGAAACAAUGAUUCAACGAUUCAAAGAAGCAGAUAAAAAAUUAAGAAUGUUACUCAGGGAAAGUAACAUAAUAAAUGAUGUUAAAUCUGCAUUGACUACUGUAUCACAUGGCCUUGAAGGUGAAUCAUUGAUUGCUAAUGAAUGCAAAUCUGAACCUUUGACUACAAUUAAUGAGUCACGCGUGGUUUUUUAUAAUACCAACAAUGCUUGCAAUAUCGUACAAAAACAAGUCCACUCUCAAACCGAAAAAGAAAAAGAAAUGAAGAAUGGCGUCGCUUAUGAAAACUAUUCAUCGAAUGAUUUAAUGAAUAAUGAGAUAGGAACGUUUGAUCCCCUUUUAAUAACCAAAGAAAACUGGAUAGGACUACAAGGUGCUCAUGAAAUAUUUACGUCAAAUAUGACAAAUACGAGUUCACAGAAAAUUGAACGAAUUAACAAAGGAACAGAAGUCAAGCGAAAGAAGAAGUCUAAUCGUUCCAUCGUUCCGCAAUUCAAUGAACUGAUAGUUUUUCAGUGCUUGCAUUGUAAUGAAGGAUUCGUCGACAAAAGUCUUAUGAUAAAGCAUUGUAAAAUGAAUCACGCGGAUCAGGGUUCGAAUAUGGCCAAAUUAUUUUCAGUCGAGACAAGACUGGUUCCUAAAGUAAUAAAACAGACAAAAUUUAAAUGUUCACAAUGUCUUAUCGCAUUUCCGUCAAAACAAGCACAUCAGCUGCACUUGAAUUCCCAUUUAAACCCAACUGGUAAUACAUGCGAGUACUGUGGAAGAUUUUUUACUCGUAAAAUUCGAUUUAUAAUUCACAAAGGCCUACAUUUUACCAAGAAAUCUUAUCGAUGUCAUGUGUGCAACGACACGUUUGUUUUCGGUAACAGUUAUAAACGACAUAUGAUAAGUCAUCUCAGAAAGGUAAAAUCAUAUCACUGCAAUAGAUGCAACGAAGUCUUUCCGACAGAAAAUCGACUGAAGGUACAUCGAAAGAAUCAUGGAAAGGAUGCAUUCUUGUGCAAUCGAUGUGGAAAGUUCUUAGCUUCGAUGGCAAGCCUGAGGACUCAUUUAGCGACACAUGCGGAAGAACGACCCUUCCUGUGCAGCGAGUGUGGAAAAGCCUUCAAGACAAAUGGUCUGCUGAACCAUCACAGGGCAACGCACAUUCGGGAGAAGAGAUUCGAGUGUAACGCGUGUGAAAAGAAGUUCCAUGCAAAAUCACUCCUGUCGCAACAUAUGCUCUCUCAUUCGAAUACAAAGACUCACAUAUGUGACGUAUGCGGUGCUCGGUUCAACAGAAGUGGAAAUCUCAAUCAACACAAAAAGAAACACGUAAUCGCGAUACCUGUGGCAGAGAACGCGUAUGGGGGAAAGGUAGGUACGAGGCUCUUCAUUUGUGAAAUAUGCAAGAAACGAUUUCCUACUCUACACCAAUGGCGAAUACACGAACGGGUGCAUACCGGGGAAAGGCCGUUCCCGUGUCCGGAGUGUUCGAAAACUUUCCGUUCCGAUGUAACUAUGAAGCAACAUUUUGCAAGCAUCCAUACCGAAGACCGGCCGUACGUCUGCUCAUAUUGCGGGCGACGUUUCAAACGAUUGUACACGCUAACUGUUCACAAAAAGACGCAUACUGGCGAACGACCGUACCCUUGCGAGAUCUGUAGUCGUCCGUUUGCCCAAAGAGGGGACAUGAUUAAACAUAUGAAGAUUCAUGAUCGAAACCACAUACGUGACACCGGGAAAGGCAAAGUACACGGAGUGGACCCCAAGAGAGGCAGCGUGGAAGCUGGCUCGUCGACCACCUAUGACUCUCGGUCCGUCACUUUUCUGCCGCUAAAUGACGUUAAAGUGACGGAUGAUCUUGUUAUAGCAGUGCCAACGAUUGCAACCGAGGAGGAAGUUGUUUAGCUGGUAUGGUCGGUACUUACCGUACGACCACGUGCAGAGCAGAAAAACAACAUGCUGAUGGAAAUCCUUCUUUUUACUUUCUGCUCCGUAUUAGCCAUCAUGAUUCGCCAGGAACUUAAAAUGUGAUUAUAUCUUAUAAGAUGUAGUAUUAGAUCUAUUCAAGUUUUCUGCAAAAACUCGGCUAGUGAUAGAAGGAUAAAUAAGUUCUUUUACAGCAAGGGAUCGUAUCACCGUUAAAUGUUUAAUAUAAUAUUGUGUGAAAAUAUAUUUUUGUUAUCGUA